AUGAGCUCCGAUCCCUCGAAAACCGGUGGCCUAGCCCUUGAGAGCUUCCCAACCACGCAACCAGCCAUUCGGAUCAAGGCCGGACUCGCCGGUCAAUUGCCCUGUGGGGAGAUCUACACAGGCUCGACGCUCGUCGGUGUCCCUCUCUCCCACGGUACUAUCGAGUCGGUCGAGGGCUUCGAGCCCAAGCUCAACUUCAAGAUCAGCAACGGCCACGACUGGUUCCGCAUCGACGCAGAUAAGAAGCAUGGGCGCCUGGGCAUAACGGCCAUUGCUACUGAUGCGGAAGGCCGGUGCUUGCGCGUCGUGGCCGACGGCGUCGUCGAGUUGAACGAGCCUACUUUGGCUUUGAUUAUGGGUCAUCCUGAAGCAAAGAGUACCCCAUUCGGCUCUGCAGUUGAGCAAAUGAGAUUCGAGUGUGGCCAUGAACCUUAUAAGCCGCUUGAAAACAUGAUGUUUGCUGGAAGCAUGCGUUUCCUGAAGGAAGCGAGUGGUGAACUAUUUGCUGAUAUCCGAUUGUCUACGAUUGUUGCAGGCUCUGGUUAUGAAUGA
Messenger RNA from Aspergillus lentulus, 552 nucleotides. RefSeq names its product DUF3237 domain-containing protein. NCBI's taxonomy places the organism in Eukaryota, Fungi, Ascomycota, Eurotiomycetes, Eurotiales, Aspergillaceae. The record is from RefSeq and is a predicted model, not a curated record.